AUGGCAGAAACUGCACUGUCUUUGGCUGGUAAGCAUGUGCUUCCAAAAUUGUUGGAAGCUGUACAUAAGCUGAGAGAUCUCCCGAAAGAAGUUACAGAAGUUACAGAUGAACUAGAAAGCUUUCAAGAUUUCAUCAAUAAUGCAGACAAAGUGUCUGAAGCUGAAGAAGAUAAGGAAAAGCGUGAUAGAAUAAGAAAAAGGUUGAUGAGGCUGAGAGAAGCAGCUUUUCGUAUGGAAGAUGUCCUCGAUGAUUAUAAGAUAUGUCUGGAAAAGCAACCUGAAGAUGAUCCUCGAUGUGCAGCUUUACUCUGUGAGGCUGUUGAGUUCAUCAAAACUCAUAUACUUCGCCUUCAAAUAGCGUAUCAGAUUCAGGAUGCUAAAUCACAUGUUCGUGAGGAAAAAGAUGGUUUCGAAAAGCUUUUUCCUGAAGGACAUGGAUCCGACGGUUCUAGUGGAAAUGAAACUUCCACAUGGCACAAACUUCGAAUGGAUCCUCUCUUUAUUAAGGAAGAAGAGGUUAUAGGCUUUGAAGACCCUAUACGUACAUUGAAAUAUUGGUUGACAGAGGGACGAAAAGAGCGCACUGUCAUCUCUGUCGUGGGAAUGGCAGGAUUGGGAAAAACCACUCUUUCUAAGCAAGUUUUUGACAGGGUCCGUGCAGACUUUGAGUGCCAUGCAUUGAUCACAGUAUCUCGACCCUAUACCGUUGAAGGAUUGCUGAGGGAUUUGACGAACAAGCUUUGCAAAGAAAGAAUGGAGGAUCCUCCACCGGAUGUUUCCACCAUGGAUCGAAGGUCGUUGAUAGAAGAAGUCAGUAAUCGCUUGCGCAACAAAAGGUAUGUUAUCUUGUUUGAUGACGUAUGGAAUAAAACAUUUUGGGAUGACAUCGAAUCUGCAGUUAUUGAUGAUAAAAAGGGAAGUAGGAUAUUGAUCACCACCCGGGAUGUGAAGGUUGCAGAUUUCUGUAAGAAAUCUUUGUUUUUUGAGGUGUAUAAGCUAGGAACUCUAAGUAAAGAAAAAUCAUUGGAGUUGUUAUGUAAGAAAGCAUUUGGAUAUGGUUUUGAUGGAAGUUGUCCAAAAGGUUAUGAAGAAGUAGGUCUGGACAUUGUUAAGAAGUGUGAAUGUUUACCUUUAGCAAUUGUGGCCAUUGGUGGUCUUUUAUACAGAAAAUGUAAAAGUCCACACGAAUGGGGCCUGUUUAGUCAAAAUCUAAGGUUAGAGUUGGAGAAUUCCGAGCUACACAGUGUAACAAAAAUUUUAAGUUUAAGUUACGAUGAUCUGCCAUACAAUCUCAGGCCAUGUUUGUUGUAUUUCGGAAUGUAUCCUGAAGACUACGAAGUUAAAUGUGGUCGAUUAAUUAGCCAUUGGAUAGCUGAAGGGUUUGUCAAACAUGAAAGUGGAAGAACUUUAGAAGAAGUAGCACAAGACCAUUUAAUAGAGUUGAUCAGUAGAAGUUUGGUGCAAGUGUCAUCAUUUAGCAUAGACGACAAAGUUAGAGGAUGUCGUGUUCAUGACUCAAUACAUGAAAUGCUCCGUGGAAAAAUUAAGGAUACGGGGUUUUGUCAGUAUAUUGAUGAGCAUAAUCAAUUAGUGUCAAGUGGUGUCAUUAGACGCUUAACCAUAGCAACCAGUUCAUAUGAUUUGAGCGGAACUAUUGAAACAUCACAUGUUCGGUCAAUUCUAAUAUUAACCGAGAAAAAUUUAUCUGAACACUUCGCCGGCAGAUUGCUUGCAAAAUACAUGCCAUUGAAGGUGCUUGAUUUUGAAUCUGCUCCAUUAUAUCAUGUUCCUGAAAAUUUAGGGAAUUUAUUCCACUUAAAGUAUUUAAGCUUCCGGCGUACAUGGAUAAGUAGCCUUCCAAAAUCCAUUGGUAAGCUUCAGAACUUGGAGACCUUGGAUGCACGAUCAAAAACACUCUUUGACAUGCCAAAUGAGAUUACUAAGCUUAGAAAGCUACGUCAUCUUUUGGGUACGCCAAUAUCUUGCAUUGCAGUGGAUGAUAGUCUUGGAGGCAUGACAUCCCUCGAAAAGAUACAUGUACUGAAGAUAGAUCCAGAUGGAGUGUUAAUUAGAGAGCUUGGAAAGCUAAAGCAAUUAAGGGAUCUGAGGCUUACUCAUUUUAUGCCAGAACAUGGUAACACUCUUUCUUCCUCAAUAAACGAGAUGCAACACUUGGAGAAACUACAUGUUUACGUAAAGGAUGGGAAUGGGGUAAUUAACUUGGACAUUACCUCUUCGCAUUUAACUCUAAAGAAGCUUCACCUGCUUGGGAUUUUAAAAGAGUUGCCAAAUUGGAUUCCCCGGCUCGGAAAUCUUGUGAAACUGUCUUUUGGUGAAUCCAAGUUAACUAACGAUCCAUUGAAGUCUCUGGAAAAUUUGUCAAAUUUGGUGUUCCUCUCUUUCGACUCUUAUUCUUAUGAAGGGGAAACUUUAUAUUUUCAAAAGGGAGGAUUUCAGAAACUAAAGGAACUACGGCUCAAAGGUUUGUUUAAAUUGCAUUCCAUCUUUAUUGAUGAAGGAGCACUGCAGUCUUUGAAAAAGCUUCUGAUAAGGACCAUCCCACAACUGAAGACAGUACCCUCUGACAUUCAAUACUUAGAGAACCUUGAAGUUCUCGACUUCUAUAUGCCUACUGAGUUUCAGCAGAGGGUUGGUCCCAGUGGAGAAGAUCAUUGGAUCAUCAAACAUAUACCCCAUGUAAAUUUUAUCACGAAAAGUCCUUAUGUGCUAUCUUUUGAGAAGAUAUCAAGACUAUUUCGUAGAACAAGACAAAACGAUGUUGAUCCAACUGACUAA
Sphenostylis stenocarpa is the source of this 2796-nucleotide messenger RNA. The record is from the annotation of a GenBank genome assembly. Lineage: Eukaryota; Viridiplantae; Streptophyta; Magnoliopsida; Fabales; Fabaceae.